AUGGGAGGACAGGGCGCCUUGCUCCGGAGCUAUCAGCCGGCUGUCUGCAUCCGCAAGACCGGCUCAAAAGAGGAGCAGAAGCCAGAUUAUUCAAAUUAUUUCACAGACUGUCCUCUUCACCAGUGUGGAAACACCCAUCUGGCUUACCGUGAGGUUCCCAGCUCACCGGAGACAGAGGCAGGGAGCCGGCCGCCCAAGCUGCAGAUAACCCGGGUAGAGCGGCCGCCGCCCCGCUCCGCCUGGAAACGAGAGAAAAGACUGACCGUGCUGAGUGGAGACGCACCUGCUCCCUCCACCUCGCCCUCCUUCCAGGUAACCACCCAGGUCUCCCCGGGGGGAGGUGGCUCCAGCAGCCGGUUCAGCCCUGGCUUCCCCGAGGACACUCCUUCUCGCCACUCUCUCUGGAUGGAUACCCCCGAGCUGGGCCGUGAGGCCGGCAGGGGGACAGGUGGCCUCAGGGCCCCCCUGGUGCUGCUUGGGCUCUGGGCACUCCUGGCUUCGGUCCAGGGCUCUCAGGACCGUCCCUCCUGGCGCUAUGUGUCCUCCGAGGUGGUGAUUCCUCGGAAGGAGACGCACCGUGGCAAAGGCUUCCAGGUGCCCGGCCGGCUCACCUACAGCCUGCGGUUUGGGGGCCAGAGGCACGUCAUCCAUCUGCGGCCCAAGAAACUUCUUAUGCCCAGACAUCUGCUGGUGACGACCCAGGAUGACCAAGGAGCCUUGCAGAUGGACUACCCCUACAUCCCUGCAGACUGUCACUACCUCGGCUACCUGGAGGAGAUUCCUCUGUCCAUGGUCACUGUUGACACGUGCUAUGGGGGCCUGGACGGAGUCAUGAAGCUGGAUGACCUUGCCUAUGAGAUCAAGCCCCUCAAGGACUCCCGCAGCUUCGAACAUGUCGUUUCCCAGAUAGUGGCCGACCACAACGUGAUAGGACCUACGUACAAACUGGGACACAAGGAGGAUGCAGACACCCUGUUCUCCGAGGUGAACCCCAGUGCGGCUCCCAGGAACUCUAUUAUGAAAUUCGCUUCACAUUGGUCAAACCUCAGAGGCCAAGGUCAAGUUACCAAAUCCAUGUAUGGUGUAUUCGCGAAUUUCUCAGCUUGUAUCCAGUUUAUAGUAAGAAUGUUCAGUGUAACUGACACCCUCCUUCAUGGUCUUCAUUCAAGUUUCCUUAUUCUUCUUGUAACCAUAUAUACCCAGAAUGACCCAGCUCCCCUGAAUGACUACAGGGUUCCAGGAAGUGCAAUGUUUACCUAUUAUCAACAAAACUUUUUGCUGAACAGGAUUAUUGUAGCAUCUGUACUGCUCAUUAAAGACGGGCCAACUGAUGAUCAGGUUGAGCCGGAAGCAAAGGGCAUGUGCCUCGGUUUUAACCUGCACCAUGUUGGUUAUCUAGGUAGACAUUAUUUGAUGCUAGCUAUCCUAAUCAACAAUCGCCUUAUGAGGAAUUAUGGUAUGUCUUACGAUGAACCACAGUGCUAUUGCCUCAGGAGAACUCAGUGCAUAAUGUGGAAAUUCCCUGAGCUGACAGAUGCCUACAGCAACUGCUCCAUUCUGCAUUUCCAAAACGUAGCUAUAGGAGGCCUUGGGGAUUGUCUUUUCUACUUACCUACAAGCUCUCUAAAUAGAAGCCUGGUGGAGGCUCGUUGUGGCAACUCCCUAGUGGACGAAGGGGAGCAGUGUGACUGUGGCUCCCUGAAGCAGUGCUACAGCAGUGAGUGCUGCAAGAGCGACUGCAAGCUGACACCCCAGAGCAAUUGCCAUACGGGAUCAUGCUGCACUAACUGCACCUUCUCCGCUCCCGGGACUCUCUGUAGACCCAUCCAGAAUAUAUGUGAUCUUCCAGAGUAUUGUACCGGGUUCACCACAAGCUGCCCCCCAAACACUUACAUGCAAGACGGAACCCCAUGCACCCAAGAAGGCUACUGCUACUCAGCCAACUGCACUGACCCCAGCAUGCACUGCAAGGAAAUCUUUGGUCCCAAUGCGGAGAACGCUAACCAGGUCUGCUACAGCCUGAACCAGGCACACACCCGAUUUGGACACUGUAGCAGAGCACCCCAUCUGCCGUAUUUCCAUGCUUGUUCUAAAGAGGACAAGCACUGUGGGCGGCUGCAGUGCACCAAUGUCACCCACCUUCCCAGACUUCAGGAACACAUUUCCCUCCAUCAAUCCAUCAUAUCAGGCUUCCCCUGCUUUGGGCUGGACGAGCACCGAUCGACGGGUGUCGUAGAUGUUGGGCGCGUGAGGAACGGCACUCCCUGUAGUCCUGGAAAGUUCUGUCUGAACUAUCGCUGCAAAGGGACCGUGGAAAACCUGAAUUACGACUGUGGCCCCGAGAAGUGCAGUCGCCGAGGUGUUUGCAACAACAAGAAGAACUGCCACUGCCACCUAGGCUGGGACCCUCCACUCUGCCUGAAAGCAGGUUCCGGGGGGAGUGUAGACAGCGGAGCCCCUCCAAAGAGAAUGCGGUUAGUGAUACAAAGUGAGGAAUCGGUGCUCUAUUUGAGACUGGUCUUUGCUCGUAUUUAUGCCUUGAUAGCGGCACUGCUCUUUGGGGUGGCCACAAACGUACGAGUUAUUAAGAUGACCAAAGCUGAGGAUAAGACGUAUCCUGGGCCCACAGGACAAUAG
Messenger RNA from Lemur catta (Ring-tailed lemur), 2637 nucleotides. RefSeq names its product disintegrin and metalloproteinase domain-containing protein 21-like. The record is from RefSeq and is a predicted model, not a curated record. Gene Ontology annotation, cellular component: plasma membrane; sperm head plasma membrane; external side of plasma membrane. The transcript is spliced from 4 exons. Gene Ontology annotation, biological process: proteolysis; male gonad development. Bases 1 to 2637 code for a protein of 878 amino acids. NCBI's taxonomy places the organism in Eukaryota, Metazoa, Chordata, Mammalia, Primates, Lemuridae. Gene Ontology annotation, molecular function: metalloendopeptidase activity.